Saccostrea cuccullata (small rock oyster) is the source of this 4581-nucleotide messenger RNA. RefSeq lists its product as uncharacterized. The transcript has 7 exons. Bases 208 to 4581 code for a protein of 1457 amino acids. Lineage: Eukaryota; Metazoa; Mollusca; Bivalvia; Ostreida; Ostreidae. Gene Ontology annotation, molecular function: nucleic acid binding; protein binding. Gene Ontology annotation, biological process: DNA integration. The record is from RefSeq and is a predicted model, not a curated record.
UCCACCACAGCCUGGUGUUAUCUUUUGUAUAUAUUUACAGGAUGGCUGUGUUUACCUGACUUUUCAUCUAAAAACAAAGGUUUUUUUUCACUGAAGCUAUCUAAAGAACCAUUCUUGAUGGUUACGGAAUAUAAUAUUUACUACUGAACGGACACCAAACGUGGUAUGCUCAGCGCAGAUCUAGUUUAGUCAAAAAGCAUAGAGAGAAUGCAAUUCUAUUCUACCAUGUCUGCAGAGAAAACAACAAAUGCGUGUAGAGCGUGUCGACUUCUUUUGGGUCCAUGCACAGAUGAACUACGUGAUGUAUUACGUCAUCAUGUACCACCGUCGACAUUUCAACAUGUCAUUGUACAAAAGAUAAGUAAUCUUCCUCGUCUGACAGUGCAACAGUUAAAUCUAAUUUUACCUCGUGGUAGUACUUAUGCUGGAAAUUAUAAUGAUAUGGAUAUUCCUUUAUUGAACAUACUGCUUAGAAACAUAUGUGGCAUACCACCACACAAUAAUGGUUGGGGCAAUGACCCAGAUCCUAAAGACAGGUCUCUUUCUCCCAACAUUGAGAGGAUUUGCAUCGCUAGAAAUCAGUGUCUAAAUCUUUCCAGCCCAAUACUUUCCAAUGCUGAUUUCAACACAAUCUGGUCCACUGUUAGAUCAGCAGUUGUUGAUCUUGACUCUUUCCUUAACAAUGGAAAUCAUUUUGAAAAAGAGGUGGAUUUUUUGAGACAUGAGACAAUGGACCCUGUUAAUGACCAUCACUACCUUGAAGAACUGAGAAACCAGGCUGAAGAAAAUAUAGCAACAGGAGAAAUAGUGCACAGACUUAAACGUAAAUUAGAAGAGAGAGGUACAGAUCGAAUUGAGAAUCAAAACAAAAUGCUGAAAAUUAUUGAUAAUUUAUCAACUGCAGCUGUUCCCCCAAAUGUGAAAGCUAUUCAUGAGAUUGAUAUGUUACAAUGGAAAGAGGACGACAAAGUUUACUAUGAGUCAUACAAUUUCCAAGAAAUGCUGGAAAAAGUGAAGAAUCAGACUCAUGUAACAUUUGUUGGAGUCCCAGGAUCUGGAAAAACAGCCACAGCACGUCACAUCGCAUUGAUGUUACAACAGGAAGGAUACGAGAUUGUACCAAUCAAAGACAUCAGAAAGAUAGAGGACUAUUGUGAUCCAGUGAAUCCACAGGUUUUUGUUAUAGAUGAUGUGGUAGGUGUAUUUGGACUUGAAAAGACAAAAUUAAACCUUUUGCAUGAUUACCAAGAUAGAAUAAUGACACCUGUUAUGUCAAAGUCAAAAACUAUCAUGACAUGUAGAGAAGCUGUAUAUAGAAAAACAUUUGAGUCAAGUUCAUUUUUUACAGAUGAAAGCAAUAUUGUUCUGUUACACAGUGAAAAAUUUGCUUUAACUAACACUGACAAAACUAACAUAUUGAUAAGAUACAAAAUAGAUGUUGAUCUGUUGUCUCCAAGUUUGACUUCAGUAUCAAGAAUGUUUCCCUAUCUGUGCAAAUUAUUUUCAUCAGAAAAGAAAUUCCAGUUGUAUGGGUCAGCAUUUUUUAAAAAUCCAGUUCCAUGCAUUUUGAAGGAACUUGAAGAAAUGAAAAAGCAAAACAAAGUCCACUAUGCUUCUCUGGUUUUAUGCACGAUGAAUGAAAACAAAAUAUCAGAAAAAUUCCCAGAAGAAAUAGAAAAGAAAGCAAUGUUCCAUAACUUUAAUGAAAUGAAAAAUAAUGUUCUAUUGAAAUGCAAACUUAGCAGGCAAAUUGAUAAUUUUAGAUUCGUUGAUGCAUUGUCACAUAUGAAAGGGACAUACACAAAACUUUGUGACACUGAAUACAGCCUUGUGCAUGAUUCUAUGUUUGAAAUCGUUGCCUAUCAUUUUGGUUGUCAGUUUCCAGAACUGAUUUUACAAUUCAUGAGCAGUAGCUAUAUUGCUAACUAUGUCAAACUUCAGAAAAAUGAAAAUCAAUAUUUACUAAAGAAAUAUGAAAAUGAAAAUUCAUUAAGAAGCAGUUGUGAACAGGUUGAAGAGGAUGUUGCAUUCAGUUGCAAAAGCAAAGCUGGCAUGGAGUCAUUUGAUCUCUGUAUAAGGUUAACAGAGGAUCAGUAUUCCUUAUUAGCAGAACGUUUAUACAAAGAUGUAGAAAAUAUGGAACUGUUUAACGUUUUCACUAAUAAUGUUUUAAAACAGCAUAAGGUGUGCAAAGCUUUUAUUGAAGUUUUAAAAAGAAAGCCUUACACAGAAUUAAAAUCAUUGUUUCUGUUGGAGCAAAAUGAUGCGUCUAAAGUAGUGGGGAUAGGUGACUGUGUAAUACGGAACGAGCGUGAAGAGAGGGAUAAGACGAUUAAUGAUUUUCACAGACAGAUGGUUUUGAUAAAUAUGAGACAACCACCACUACGAAAACGAACAAGCAGCGUGAGGGUGAUCAGUUGGGUGGUUUAUUUCGGACACAGUGAGAUUUUACAAUACAUUUUUGAGCAAACAGAACGACACAAAGAGACUCAAUCUGAAGUGUUUUUGAAUCCUUUUCACUCUGAGUUAAGCUAUAUAAUUAAGAAAGGCGAGAAGAUCACUGCAGCAAACAAUGAAACAGAUAAGUUAUGUCCUCUGAAACCAUGGAGUGAUUCAAUAAAUCAAUCUGUUUGUGAACAACGUCGCUUACUCAUUUUGAGUUGUUACAGUGGGGAUCUAGAGACUUUUAAAAUAUUUAUCAAAUACGUCAAUCUAGAUACAAUCAUCAGAGAAUAUGAAUAUUCACACUUUGAUGAAAUAUGGAAUGACACACCACUUGCAGCAGCAUGUGAGAGAGGAGAAAUGAAUAUCGUGAAAGUGCUUCUGGAAGCAGGGGCUGAUGUUAAUCCCCAAAGUAUGUAUAAAACACCACUUACAGCUGCAGCCGAGAGUGGUCAUACAAAUGUGGUAAAUGAACUUCUAAAAUCAGGAGCCUGUGUGAAUCCACAAGAUAAAUAUGAUAUUCCGCUGACAGCAGCAUGUAGAAAAGGGCACCUGUGUGUUGUUAAACAGCUCCUAGAUGCGGGGGCUAAUGUUAAUUCAGAAUGUGCAAAUGAUACACCACUGACAGAAGCAUGUGUUGGUGGACAUAUAAAUGUAGUCAAGGAGCUGGUAAAGGUGGGGGCUGACGUCAAUGUACAAGGUAUCUUAAACACGCCAUUGACUGAAGCAUGUGAGAGUGGACAAUUAAGUCUAGUGAAGUACUUGUUAGAGGUCGGGGCUGAUGUCAAUGGUUUAUCUAAUCAACCACUCAGAACAGCGUGUAAGUGUGGACAUUUAGAUGUAGUGAAAGCGUUGCUGGCUGCAGGGGCUGAAGUCAAUCUACAAUGUCAUAAAGAUACACCGUUAACAGAAACAUGUAAAGAGGGACAUAUGAGUGUCGUAAAGGUGCUGCUAGAAGCAGGGGCUGAUGUUAAUCUGAAAGGUUUAUUUUAUACACCAUUGACAGCAGCAUGUGAGAAGGGACAUUUAAGUCUAGUGAAGGAUUUGCUACAGGUAGGAGCUGACGUCAAUCUACAGGGUGAAAAUACACCUCUGACAGAAGCUUGCAAGUGUGGGCAUAUAGAUAUAGUAAAAGAGUUGCUAAUGGCAGGCGCUGAUGUAAAUCCACAAGAUGAGGAUUAUACCCCAUUGACAGAAGGAUGUAGGAGUGGAUAUAUGGUUGUAGUAAAGGAGCUGCUACAGGCAGGGGCUGAUAUAAAUCUACCAGGUGCUUUUGAAACACCAUUGGCAGCAGCAUGUGAAGCUGGACAUCUUAGUAUUGUAAAUGAGCUGCUCAAGGCAGGAGCUGAUGUCAAUCCUCAAGGUGAAAAUGGUUCACCCCUAACAGCAGCGUGUAAAUAUGGACAUAAGACUAUAGUGAAUAUUCUGCUAGAAUCAGGGGCUUCUGUCCAUCCACAGUUUACAUAUAUCAACCCACUGACUGCAACAUGUACGGGUAGACAUCUACGUGUAGUUAAGGAUCUGCUAUUGGCGGAGGCUGAUGUAAAUCUACAAGAUAAAAGUAAGGUGGCAGACUCAACGAUUUGUACUGAAGAUGCUGUAUCAGCUUUGUGUAUUGCAUUAGUAAGGGGUCAAUUUGAUGUUCUAAAACAAUUAUUUAACGUUGAGGAUAGAUGUCGGUUGAUAAAUUUGAACUUACAUCUGUACGAGUGUCUGGUAAACAUAAGACAAGGCGCCGUUGUGAUUGAUAGUAAGGAUAAUGUGGUGGUGACACGGCAACGAGUAUGGCAUAUACGCAGUUUUGUGGGAGCAUAUAAGGCAAUUCAGUUAGAUAAAGACUCAAAUUUUAUGUCAGGAUUGUUUCAGCAAGCCAAGCAUGAGUUUGGUAUUAAGCGAUAUAGACCAACUGCUUAUCAUCCUGAGUCCCAAGGGACGCUAGAACCAUUUCAUCAGACCUUCAAAACAAUGCUGAAGACCUUUUGUUACCAAUAUGAGAAAGACUGGGAUAAAGGGGUUCAUCUAGUACUAUUUACUGCACGAGAGGCUAUCCAGGAGUCUCUUGGAAAAAUCUUAACAAUGCUUGUUAAUUUGCACGAGAAAUUCGAAGACUUCUCAGAUGAAAAUGAAAGAGAGGUGUGA